Molecule: messenger RNA, 954 nt
Organism: Penicillium psychrosexuale
Lineage: Eukaryota; Fungi; Ascomycota; Eurotiomycetes; Eurotiales; Aspergillaceae
Exons: 2
Coding region: 1-954 (317 amino acids)
Source: RefSeq, a predicted model, not a curated record
AUGCGCCACUUCGACGCCUGGGUCCUUCGUGAUCCCUAUUCUAUUUGGCAUUAUUACCCAACUGGCCAUCGGUGGCGCGACACCGUCCGCGAUUUAAUCCAAUCACGUGCAAUCUGCUCCCCAGAGAGCAAUCUCCACCCACCUAUAGACUGGAAUCCAGAAUCAGCAUCAAGCCAAUUCCAAUUCGAACCUCAAGAAUCUCCCCUUCUCUGCCUUCCACCUGAACUCCGCCAAAUAAUAUGGUCCUAUGUCCUCACCAACUCCCCAACUCCAAACACCCAAACCCCUCAAACCAUCCACUUAGUCCAACUAAAAGGCAAAAUCCGCCAUGUGCGCUGUCCAACCCCAGCCCAAAACCCUCAUCAAAACCCCCAUAAACCCCAACUUCCGUCAAACCCCUCCCUAACCCAAAAUCGCCACUGCUGCCCCACAACCCCAGCCCGGUGGCGCAUCUACGACGGCCGCGUGCCAGGCCACAGCGACAGACUCCUCUACCCACACACCCACUCCCUUCUCCCUUCAACCCUAAGCAAUAGCAACAGUGCCCUGCUCCGCGUCUGUCGGGCCAUCUAUUUCGAAGCAGAGCCAAUCCUGUAUAAAGCCUCGCAUUUCGACGUCGACGAUCUAUUCACCUUCAUUGCGUUCGCGGCGUCGCUGUCGCCUGUUGCCCGGAAUGCCAUUUCAAGACUGACGGUUCAGUGGAUGCCGAUCUGGGUGCCGAUGGCGGGGUUGGAUCAUAAGGGGUCGAUCUAUGCGCAUACGCAUAGUGAUGAGUUGUGGGUGCGGCUUUGGGAUGUUGUCGCCUCGUUGGAGGGAUUGCGGGUGUUGGGGUUGAGUUUGGAUUUGGGGAGGUUUACUAGUGUAUUGGGGAGUACUGGGGAGGCGGUUGUUUCGGGUCAGAGGAUUCCGUUUGGGAUUGGGGAGGAGUGGGUGAAGCCGAUUCUUGGGAUGUGA